AUGGCAAAGGCCCACUGCGUAAACGGGUACAAACGGCCCGCUAGAGCUGGUGAGGAGGCGAGGGGACGGCAGCCGGCUCGGAAGAGGAGGAAGGUGGAUGGCGGCGGCCGGGACCCCGAGGUGAGCAGCAACGCGGAAAAGUCACCUCGCUUGUCAGCAGCCUUAUUUGGUGAGGACUGCGAAAUCAGCCAUGACCAGCUGUUUGAGUUGUUAAAGUAUGCAGCUUUGGGAAAAUGCCAUAAUGCAACACAACCCAGCUGGUGCCGUAUUUAUCACCAAAGCCACCUGGCUGGAGUUGUGGUUAUUGUUCUACAUGAAGUGAGCCUACUCCAUUUCUACAAAUUCUAUUUACAGUUCAAACACCUCAGAAAAGUGUUCCGGCAUAGAUUCACAUUAACACCUUCCGCUGACUUCCUGGCCAGCCUGUAUGGAGAAGGAGCAAACCCGAAACCUCAGAACGCUGCACGAGGUUUGACUUCCACUAGCAGUGAAUGUGUUCCUAAAAGCUCAGACUUGCAACAUGAUCCAAUCAUACAGAAAUACGGAGGAAAAAAACAAGGCCUUACUAGCUAUACUCUAACUUUAGAAGAACAGGAAAAAAAUUGCUAUCCCAUAAGAGGCUCCCCUGCAUGUAAGGGCUAUGUACAUACAGAUUGUGAUCAGCAGAGGACACACAGCAGCCCCCUCUUUGGUCUGGAUUGUGAAAUGUGCCUGACUGAGAAAGGGAAUGAAGUCACUCGUGUCUCUCUGGUGGAUGCACAGGGUCAAUGCCUCUUGAAUGAACUGGUCAAACCUGAAAGCACAGUACUGAACUACCGCACCAGAUUCUCAGGAAUCACAAAGACAAUGCUGUUUCCAGUGAAAACAAGACUGCCGGACAUCCAGACGAGACUAAAAAAGUUGCUUCCCGAUGAUGCAGUAUUGGUGGGUCAUUCUCUAAAUGGUGAUCUUCAGGCUUUGAAAAUGACACACCCCAGUGUUAUUGAUACUUCAUUGCUUUUUGCCAGAAGUGAAGGUCGAAGAUUUAAGCUAAAAUUUCUAGCCAAAGUGGUUUUAGGGAAGGAGAUUCAAUGUGAAGAAAAGCUUGGGCAUGAUCCUGUAGAAGAUGCUAGAGCUGCACUAGAAUUAGCUCAAUUCUUUAUUGAGCGAGGACCAGCAAAGGUAGCAGAACUAAACUUGGAGGAGCUUCUGGCAACUGAAAAACUGGCUGAGGUCUCCCAGAACAAAGCUGUGUUACAGCCACAAGGAUGUAGGGUCCAGAAACAGUUGAAUGAGUCUCCACAUUUAUACAAACCAUGUUUUUUAGACUGCUUGCAGGCGAGUGGCCAGAAACCCCUCCUUUUGCGCAGACAGGAACUAGACUCUUCUGGCCUGUGUCAGAGUAACCUGAGUACUUCAAAUAAACAGAUUCUUCAGAGAGCCUUAGAAGAUGCUCCCCUGUCCACAUUCAGUAUCAUUCAGUUCAGUUUGGGUUCAGAGUACAUUGCACCUCACUUUCUUGCUGGACUUUGUGAAAAGGUGAGAAGCAAGCUGACUGACAUGCUGACAAUUUAUGCAGGUCCUUUUGAAGAAAGCUUUUGCCUGAGGUCUGUGAACAAAGAAUUUAGAAGGUGUGGACCAAUCCGAUCUCUUACAGUGCUAACUGAAACAUUCCAGCCCUAUGUCUGUAUCCAAUACGAAGUGCUGGAAGCUGCCCAGCUUGCUGUGGAAAUCCUGAAUGGAGCUGAGGUAGCAGGAUCCUGCAUUAAGGUUCAGAGACCUGUCACUACAGCAAUGCUGGACUGUGAUGUUUUGAUAAGGGAACUGGAACUGGAUGUAGAAAAUGAAGGUGUGAUUUACGUGGCGGGUCUAAAGAAGUCAUUAACAGAGACAGACUUGCAAAAAGAAUUCAGCCAGUUGAAAGACCUGGAAACACUGUUCCUGCCAAAGGAUCUCCAGAGUGGAAAGCACAGGAACUGCUGUUUCCUCAAAUUCCGGAAAUCACAAAGUGCUGUGGAUGCACUUGAAGUUAUAAAUGGAUGGACCAUGAAGGGCAGCAAAUUAAGAAGCAGGAAACACCUCUGGAGAUGGAUUUGGCAUACGAAUCGCAGCAAUGAGAAGCAAAGAGGAAGCAUCUUAAAUGAGAAAAUGGACCAACUCUCUUACUCUGAGCAGGAUCUAAGGAAAGAGGUGAAGACGUUAGACCAGCACAUCAAAAAGCUUUACAGGAGUCUUCAGAGUAACACCCUGUGCAUUGUUCUCUUUCCUGGAGCGAACAGCAUGCAUGGAUCACAAUCUGGCCUUGGUCUGAUGGGAAUAAAGGAUGACAGAGGGAGGAGUCCUUGUUAAACCACCGAGUUUUUAAGCCAAGUCUUUUGUUAAGAUAUUUUUAAUUACUUUAAAUAUUGAUGUCUUUGUAAAGAUCUCUUACCAUAAGAACAAUGGGCUUUCACUCCAUAUCUUUUACAAAGACUAAAAAUAAAAGCUAUUCA
Messenger RNA from Mesitornis unicolor (brown roatelo), 2471 nucleotides. It is a transcript of the gene REXO5, whose product is annotated as putative RNA exonuclease NEF-sp. Gene Ontology annotation, cellular component: nucleus. Gene Ontology annotation, molecular function: RNA binding; exonuclease activity. NCBI's taxonomy places the organism in Eukaryota, Metazoa, Chordata, Aves, Mesitornithiformes, Mesitornithidae. The record is from RefSeq and is a predicted model, not a curated record.